Molecule: messenger RNA, 585 nt
Organism: Cicer arietinum (chickpea)
Lineage: Eukaryota; Viridiplantae; Streptophyta; Magnoliopsida; Fabales; Fabaceae
Product: agamous-like MADS-box protein AGL62
Biological process (GO): regulation of transcription by RNA polymerase II
Molecular function (GO): protein dimerization activity; RNA polymerase II cis-regulatory region sequence-specific DNA binding; DNA-binding transcription factor activity, RNA polymerase II-specific
Source: RefSeq, a predicted model, not a curated record
AUGGCUUUUAUUGAGAGAAACAACCUUGCAACCAAACCCAACAUCUCCCGCAAGAGAAAGUUUGAAAACAUUAAAGUGGAAGAAAAGUUUAACAAGGACCAACUUUCUUUCGCAAAACGUAAACAAGGGCUUUUCAAUAAAGUCACUGAACUUUCCGUUCUAUGCCAAGCCAAAACUGCGUUGAUCAUUACUUCAAAAGAUAAAAAAAUCUAUGCAUGUGGCUACCCUAACGUCGACACUGUGAUCCGACACUUUCUUGACGGACAACAAAAUCCCGUCGAUGGUGAGAAACAGAUGAUGCAAGAAGAGGAAGAGAGCGUUGAAAAUCUAAGGGUUCAGUAUGAGGCACUUCAAGAUCAACUCAAAGAAGAGAAGAAGAAUUUGCAAGUUAUAACUGAGGCACAAAAGAAUGGUUCUUGUUUCCAUUCUUGGUGGAAUGAUUCUAUUGAUGAUAUGAAUUUGGAAUCUCUUGAGAUGUUUAAGACUUCUUUGGAAAAUUUGAAGCUCAAUUUACUUCUUUCUUUGGACGAAAAGAGAAUCCGUUCGUCUUCUUCCACCAUCAGGAAUCAAAUUAUUGGAUUAUAA